AUGGAAGAAGAAAUCAAGGUGCUUGAAAAGAACUAUACUUGGGAUCUUGUUCCUCUACCAGACGAAAAGAAACUGGUAGGUUGUAAAUGGAUCUACAAAAUAAAGUUCAAGAGCAAUGGAGAAGUGGAGCGAUAUAAGGCUCACCUCGUUGCAAAGGGCUUCACUGAGACAGAAGGAAUCGAUUACAAUGAAACCUUUGCCCCGGUAGCAAAAAUGAUCACAGUGAGAACUCUUCUUGCAGUUGCACCUACAAAAAGCCGAUUUCAAGCCAUCGUCUUCCGAAUCCAAGGCCUUUAUGAUAUUGGGGAGCUCGCGCUUUGGUGGAUCUCGUCGACAAAGAGGCUUUUGAUGGCAAAGAUCAAGCUACAGAGGACCCUGAGGCCAUCGGCGGAGCCCAAUUCCACCUGGGCCAUCGCCAUCGGGCUCAUCACCACCUGA
Molecule: messenger RNA, 438 nt
Organism: Nymphaea colorata (pocket water lily)
Lineage: Eukaryota; Viridiplantae; Streptophyta; Magnoliopsida; Nymphaeales; Nymphaeaceae
Exons: 2
Coding region: 1-438 (145 amino acids)
Source: RefSeq, a predicted model, not a curated record